AGGGUGAGUAACGAUCACUUGGAUAUACACACACAGGGUGAGUAACGAUCACUUGGAUAUACACACACAGGGUGAGUAACGAUCACUUGGAUAUACACACACAGGGUGAGUAACGAUCACUUGGAUACACACACAGGGUGAGUAACGAUCACUUGGAUACACACACAGGGUGAGUAACGAUCACUUGGAUACACACACAGGGUGAGUAACGAUCACUUGGAUACACACACAGGGUGAGUAACGAUCACUUGGAUAUACACACACAGGGUGAGUAACGAUCACUUGGAUACACACACAGGGUGAGUAACGAUCACUUGGAUACACACACAGGGUGAGUAACGAUCACUUGGAUACACACACAGGGUGAGUAACGAUCACUUGGAUACACACACAGGGCGACUAACGAUCACUUGGAUACACACACAGGGUGAGUAACGAUCACUUGGAUACACACACAGGGUGAGUAACGAUCACUUGGAUACACACACAGGGUGAGUAACGAUCACUUGGAUACACACAGGGUGAGUAACGAUCACUUGGAUACACACACAGGGUGAGUAACGAUCACUUGGAUACACACACAGGGUGAGUAAUGAUCACUUGGAUACACACACAGGGUGAGUAACGAUCACUUGGAUACACACACAGGGUGAGUAACGAUCACUUGGAUAUACACACACAGGGUGAGUAACGAUCACUUGGAUACACACACACAGGGUGAGUAACGAUCACUUGGAUACACACACAGGGUGAGUAACGAUCACUUGGCUUCAAUCAGUGAAGGUGAAGGGGAGGAGACGGGUUAAAGAAGGAUUGUUAAGCCUUGAGACAUGGAUUGUGUGUGUGUAACAUUCAGAGGUUGAAGGAGCAAGACAAAUGAUUGAAGUGCCUUUGAACGGGGUCUGGCAGUAGGUGUCAAGCGCCUCCAGUUUGAGUAUGUCAAGACCUGCAACGCUGCUGGGUUUUUUCACGCUCAACGGUUUCAACACCCAGCCAACUUGACACAACUGUGGGAAGCAUUGGAGUCAACAUGGGCCAGCAUCCCUGUGGAACGCUUUCGACACGUGAGAGAAAGACUCACAUUGCAGUGACAAGUCUGAAGAAUGCAGUCAGGUGUUAUCAGCCUCCACUGAGCUGAUCGGACAGUCAUGUUCACCUCUGUCACUCAACUAGACUUCUCUCCCCCACUAAGGGAGGGAGUGCUUUAAACAGCAGGUCUCUGUCACGCUCUCACUCCCAUAACAGCUCACCUGUCCCCCCCAGCACACUGCAACCCACAGGUGGAAUGUCCUCAUAGAAAUAACAAUACUAGACCGGGCAUCCCCAUUCAAGUCAAUGUAAUUCUACUUCUAUGGGUGUAGCCAACUGUACAAUUGAUUGAGGGGGGCAGGGCUCAGAAACCUCACUGCUGCUACUCCAUCCCUGUCUGUGUCUCCGCGAGGGCUUUUCACUCAGUAGCAGCAGUAGGUAACGACAGGUAAUACGUGUUGAUCAGAGAGCCUUGUACAGCUUCACUAUGAACCUACAGAGCAACGGCCUGUCUGUUCAGUGGUACCUGAAGUCCAAGCCGGUGGGAAAGGUGAGGCGGCGUGUACAGGAGAUGAAAAACCCAUCCGUGUCCCUGGUGUCGGGCGACGUUGACCUCAGCCACAACGAGAGCACCCGAUUGGCCAUGGACGCCUUGCUGAACCAGGGAUUGGACAUGUACCAGGAAGUACUGGCCGGAGAGGGCGAGGUGGACUUCCUGUCCAAGGAGGAGAAAGGUUAUAUCCUGGAGAACACUACAGACCUGAGCACCAGCAGUCUGUGUGGGACGGAGAACGACGACCAGGCAGAGGGCACCUCUUCCCAGACAAACACCUAUUGUCCAUCGGUGUUGGAGAGCGAGCCCCCUGGCUUGGACCAUGGCUGGCCGGCAGAGGACUGGAGCUACCGCCUGCAGGGUGAACCCAGUGUAGAGGUCUACUUCCAGUCUGAUAGAGCAGCCGGCAUGAAAGACCUGCUCAGGGAGUUCAUCAGCAAGGCCACAAUGGUUCUGGCCAUUGUAAUGGACACAUUCAGUGAUGUGGAGAUGUUCUGUGACAUCCUGGAGGCAACCAGGAAGAGGAAUGUGUCUGUCUACCUGCUCCUGGACCAUAUCAACCUGCAGGUCUUUGUCAAGAUGUGUGAGACGCUACAGAUCAACAGUAAUCACCUCGCUAAAAUGUCGGUCCGGAGUAUACAAGGAGAGACGUAUUGUGCAAAGUCUGGAAGGAAACUCACUGGACAGAUCAAAGAGAAGUUCAUGAUCAUUGACUGCACUUUAGUGCUGGCUGGAUCAUACAGGUACAUUUCUGUUGUAUAAUUAGCUAAUAGUCACAUCAAUGUCACAAUCACAAUGGUUGACGUCAUUCUGAAUAGGUAGAUCAACGUUAUGAUGGUUGUCAUUCUGAAUAGGUAGAUCAACGUUAUGAUGGUUGUCAUUCUGAAUAGAUAGAUCAAUGUUAUGAUGGUUGAUGUCAUUCUGAAUAGGUAGAUCAACGUUAUGAUGGUUGUCAUUCUGAAUAGGUAGAUCAACGUUAUGAUGGUUGUCAUUCUGAAUAGGUAGAUCAAUGUUAUGAUGGUUGUCAUUCUGAAUAGGUAGAUCAACGUUAUGAUGGUUGACGUCAUUCUGAAUAGGUAGAUCAAUGUUAUGAUGGUUGUCAUUCUGAAUAGGUAGAUCAAUGUUAUGAUGGUCGAUGUCAUUCUGAAUAGGUAGAUCAAUGUUAUGAUGGUUGUCAUUCUGAAUAGGUAGAUCAAUGUUAUGAUGGUCGAUGUCAUUCUGAAUAGAUAGAUCAAUGUUAUGAUGGUCGAUGUCAUUCUGAAUAGGUAGAUCAACGUUAUGAUGGUUGACGUCAUUCUGAAUAGAUAGAUCAAUGUUAUGACGGUUGUUUGAAUUUUCAGUAGUAAUAUCUGUUCACUGUGCUCUGUUCCUCAGUUUCACCUGGCUGUCCUGUGCUCUGUUCCUCAGUUUCACCUGGCUGUCCUGUGCUCUGUUCCUCA
Oncorhynchus keta (chum salmon) is the source of this 3021-nucleotide messenger RNA. It is a transcript of the gene sack1a, whose product is annotated as protein FAM83A. NCBI's taxonomy places the organism in Eukaryota, Metazoa, Chordata, Actinopteri, Salmoniformes, Salmonidae. Gene Ontology annotation, biological process: epidermal growth factor receptor signaling pathway. The transcript is spliced from 11 exons. Bases 1517 to 2344 code for a protein of 275 amino acids. The record is from RefSeq and is a predicted model, not a curated record.